This is a messenger RNA of Meloidogyne enterolobii, 944 nucleotides long. The record is from the annotation of a GenBank genome assembly. Lineage: Eukaryota; Metazoa; Nematoda; Chromadorea; Rhabditida; Meloidogynidae.
UUUUGAAAUAAUGAAGAAUAAUGAAGAAAAGGAAUUACAGUUUGCGGGAUGAAAUUUUGGAAAUGACUAAAAGAUUGGAAAUUGCUGAUAAAGAAAAGGCGCAGGCUGGAGAAUUGGGAUUACAUUUAUUAAAGGAAAAAGAACAGUUGGAAUUGACACACGAGGCUCUUUUAAAAGAAUUCGAAGUAAUUCGUUCAGAACUUGAAAAAACACAACAAAAAUUAACUUUGUUUCGUUCUUCACAAUGUAAUGCUGAGGCUAAUGAAUUAAAUCAGGAAAUGGACGAAGAUUCGGCAGCUUUAGAGGCUCGGUUUGCUGAUAAAGUGAAAACUUUGGAAUUGGCUAAAAAACAUUUACAAGAACAAUUAAUUGUUUACAAAUCUGAUUCUGAGAGACUUCAACAGGAAUUAAUUUUAAUUCAGACAAGAGUAGAAGAAUUGGAAAUUGAAAGAAAAACAUUAAAAGAAGAGUUGAAAGAAUUACGUACUCGAGAACAGCAAUUAAUUGGGGAAAAUUAUGAAUUGGAAGAAGAAAAUGUUGCUUUACUUAAACAAGUUUCAAAUCUGAGAUCUGCACAAAUUGAAUUUGAAUCAAUGAAAUUACAAAUAAAAGGAAUGUUGGAUGAAAUGAUUAUUUUACAAACAUCUGCUGAAGAAGCUGAAAAACUUCGUUCAUUGGCUGAACAUCAAGUGGCUGAUGCAUUGGCAACUGCUCAACAUGAAAGAGAACAUAGAUUGGCUUUAAAAAAGGAAUUUGAACAGCUUCGAAAUCAAGAACAUUUAGCUUCAUUAAAUAGUUUAUAUUUGGGUAUUAAAGGUGCUCAUGAAGUUCACGACAGAGAUACAAUGAAACAGUUAGAAAGUUCUUUUAUUGCUGAAGAAUCUUUAAAUUGUUUAAAAGGAAAUGGUAAAAGAAAUUUUCUUUCAAUUAAAUAUUUUUAUUAA